AUGAGCUGGUCAAUCAAACGAAUACGCGACCUCGUGAAGAUCAGGUUCAAGAAACGAGCAUGUCUCUUCCAGAUCAAGGUCGCACGCGCUCUCAGGGAGAGACAAAAUGAUGUUGUUGCUAUUGCAGCGACUGGUUCAGGAAAGACCCUCUCAUUUUGGAUCCCACUUCUCAUGGCUCUCGAAGACAAAGAGGACAAGUGCAUCAUAAUUGUCACACCUCUGAACCUUCUCGGCAAACAGAACAUCGAUCUGUUGAGUGCGGCGGGCCUCUCUGGGAUAGCUAUCGAUAGAAGGAAUGCAACAGACGAAACAUUCCGAGACAUAAUUGCUGGGAAGUACCAUAUGAUGGUCAUCAACCCGGAAAUCCUCAUGCAGGAAGGCGGCCAUUGCGAAGGACUUUGGAAGACCAAGUCAUUCACAUCUCGCCUUCUUUACAUGGUCUUUGAUGAAGGCCAUUGCAUACACGAGUGGAAUUCGUUCCGAGAACAGUACAAAUAUCUUGGGAGUCUUCGCCAACUCAUUCCCGAGACUGUUCCCUUCUACGUCACGUCUGCUACACUGCCAGACCCUCUCCUUGCGGAUGUUGCUGAGAUCUUACAGCUCCACAAAGGGCAAACCGAGCACAUCUUCCGCUCCAAUGAUUGCCCUGAUAUCGCACUCAGCGUUCGUCAAAUGGAACAUGCCGCACAUACCUUUCGAGAUCUAGAAUUCCUGAUCGCAUCGGACUUCAAGGAAGGUGACAUACUGCCUCCGAAAUUCCUCGUUUUCUGCAACUCUGUCAAAGAGACCGAGGCGGUAUGCAGGUACCUUCGCUCACGACUUCCGAAGGCCCUACAACGCGACAAGAUCAGAUACUUCCAUGCGAGCAUGUCAACAUUCUUCCGGAUUGACGAAUUCGAAGCCUUCAGGGAUGGCAACACCUUUGGUCUCUGUGUCACUGAUGCAUUUGGGAUGGGCCUCGACCUCACCGGUAUACAGGUGAUCGUGCAGUGGAAAACACCAAUGAGCAUGAACACCCUCUGGCAGAGGUUUGGGCGAGCUGCGAGGGGACCUGGCGAAUACACCUUUGCAUUCCUCAUAGCCGAGAAGCAGUAUUUCGAUGAGGAGGUCCAGAAGAAACUCAAUGCGAAGGAGAAGAAGCGAGAGCGGGAGAUGCGAAAGAGACAGAAGAACAUCACUCGGGACUCACCACAGAAGAAGAAAGCAAAGCCCAACCCAAAUGAUCGUCCUCGUCCAUCUACAAGUAGUGCCAUUCCUCCUCUCGCCGCACCCACAAUCGCGGUUCAAGUCACAGAUGUUGAGCAUGCUUCGGUCUCCCAGCUUGGAAGUGGCAGUGAUGCGGACGACUCUGACAGUAACAGCGUGAACGCGGGACAACCAACCGGUGUCACAGUCCCAAAGAAAGACAAAGGGGAGCGCACGCCUCAGCCGGCGAUUCUCGACUUCAUCAACGCAGACGUUCGCAAUAUUGGUUGUCGAAGGAGGGUCAUGACAUUAGUGUAUUCAAACGAUAAGCACACCUUUGACCACAGGGAGUGCGAUGACAACUUACCUUCUGGUUGCUCACGCUGCGCUCCGAUGACCUCGAUUGUAUGCUGCGACCUAUGCGACCCCACUGCAUUUGCCGAACUCACAAUCUCGGGCACUCGAUCAACCCGCGCACUACGGAAGUCGACGAUCAAGAAAUACAAUCCAGCUCAACAAGAGAGGGACCUCCGGCACGCUCUCCUGAAGUGGCGGGACGAGGAAACAGUUCGAGUAGUCGGGGCUGCCGCGCAACAUAUUCACGGAAGCAGUGUUACCCUCCCACUUCCCAUCCUUCAAUGUAUUGUCGACUGUGCUCAGGCUGGUAAGCUUGCAUCGACGGAGGACUUCAAGCACAAAGUUCAGGUACGGGCCGAUUGGGCAAAUCAAUAUAUGAGCACUAUACUCGAAAUCGUCUGCCAGAUCUACCCCCCUGUAGCGGCCUCGGAGGAGCAGCCAGCCACGGUGCCAUCUGCUGCCAGUGGUGCUCCUAGUCACCUACCGCUGGACUCGCCCGCAGCCGCCUCAAGUAGUAGUACCAGGCAGACAAAGACAUGGCAGCCACGAAAGCGGCCGACCUGUAGUGUUUGUGGACAAGUCGGGCACAUCAGUGAGUGUAGUGCUUCUGUGCCCCUACAUGUACUGAUAGUAACUUGA
Messenger RNA from Fomitopsis serialis, 2181 nucleotides. RefSeq names its product P-loop containing nucleoside triphosphate hydrolase protein. The record is from RefSeq and is a predicted model, not a curated record. Gene Ontology annotation, biological process: double-strand break repair via homologous recombination. The coding region runs from base 1 to 2181 and encodes 726 amino acids. Gene Ontology annotation, cellular component: cytoplasm; chromosome; nucleus. Lineage: Eukaryota; Fungi; Basidiomycota; Agaricomycetes; Polyporales; Fomitopsidaceae. Gene Ontology annotation, molecular function: 3'-5' DNA helicase activity; four-way junction helicase activity; ATP binding. The transcript is spliced from 5 exons.